Molecule: messenger RNA, 1992 nt
Organism: Suillus paluster
Lineage: Eukaryota; Fungi; Basidiomycota; Agaricomycetes; Boletales; Suillaceae
Product: carbohydrate-binding module family 48 protein
Exons: 3
Coding region: 90-1853 (587 amino acids)
Biological process (GO): signal transduction
Cellular component (GO): cytoplasm; nucleotide-activated protein kinase complex; nucleus
Molecular function (GO): protein kinase binding
Source: RefSeq, a predicted model, not a curated record
UAUUACCUCUUCUUAACACCAUCGAGCUCCUCGUCGCGACGAGGACGAAAAGCACGUCGUUCACAACGAAUAGCAACGGUCAUCGUGAGAUGGGAAAUACUGCAUCAAACGCCAAUCAAAGCUCGCGUUCGCCGGUACCAAGCAGACGAAUUGAUUCAUCUGCGCGUCGACAAGCCCCAUCACAUUCCCCGUCACCCAACCCCCAUCAACCACAUCGAUCAUUACGGACAAAGAAAAAAUCACUCGAGCUACCAGAUCUUGCUUCUCUUUCACUGACACCAGCAGCAUCGUACCACAACUCUGGAAAUUCCUCCCCCUUAUCACCCUACCGUCGGCCACUGAGAACAACUUCUCCAAUCCCGAUUCCAAAUCCUGCCUAUAACAAUGGAACUAUGAAUAAUGCUUCAAAUACGGGCACUUCCCCUCGUGGGCGUCAGCCAAAUUUGAAAGCAACCGCAAAGAGAGAUACCGAUACGGGCAACUAUUCGGCAGAACUACUCUUGGAUCACCCCCCAUCCACCCAUAUCCCGGUGCCUCAUCAACGCACCCGGGGUAGCCCUUACUUCAGAGGUGCACCUUUGCGGUAUAACUCCACUCACUCUUUUGCAUCGCGCGGUCAGUCCGCUCAACCUCGUAUGCAAGAGCUCUAUGCCGAAAGUGAGAUUGAGGCAUCUGCGCAACCCCGUUCAUCUGGUUUUGUUCAGGAGACCGUGCAUUCAACCAUACCACUCGCGCUUCACAAAGCGGAGGAGAUCGCCAAAUCGGAAGAUCCUGACCCCGACGGGGAGAACGGCCAGCUGAUGAAACGACCAAAUCAAACACAUGAGGAACAAAAAGAACCCGUCUCCGUGAAGAUUACAUGGAAUGGUGGUGGGAAAAGCGUGUUCUUAGUUCGUGCUGGAGAUGAUAAUUGGAAAGGGCGACUAACUAUGGAGCCUGAUGAUCCAUCGAGCGAUAGAUCGUGGUCGGCAUGGGUACCGCUCAUGCCCGGUACUCAUCAUAUUCGAUUCAUCGUCGAUGACCAAUGGCGGAUAGCAGAUGACUUGCCUAAGGCUGUUGAUGAUGAGGGUACUCUUGCCAAUUAUGUUGCCGUUCCUAUCUCCGGCUUGACUCCACCUUACGUGUCCUCUGUUGCCCCUGCUACACCGGCAGGGCGCAAUCCACCCCCUCAUGCCCACUCCUUCUGGUCAUCAACAAGCUCUACGCACGGUUCAGUUACGGAUAUAUCUUCAAGCGCAGAUCCCAAGGGUACGCGUGCAAGGUGGACGGAUGAUAUUCCCGCAGGGCUCAAAGCAGCUGCUCAGGAGGAAGAAGCCUAUCUAGCAUAUACUGCUGGUCCCGAAUACGACCAGGCUCCCAGCCAACAUGUCCCCACUCCCAACAUUCCACCUGCCCCUGGACUGCCACGGCAUCUUGAUAAACUGAUACUGAAUGCGAAACCAGGGCAGCCUCCAGCAGGGAACAGGGGCCGGGAACGAGAGCGGGAACGCGAACGUGAAAGGGAGCGUGAAAACAGACGGCGACAGGGACGAUCCCUCUUGGGAAUGACGAGCACCGUUGCUCGUGAGCUUCACAAGGAGGACAGGGCUACAGAGUUGGAUGCUCCUGCGAUUCCCAUUACUACGGCAAGCGGCACGGAUGUGACCAGCGCACAUUUGGCAGCUCCUGCGCAUACUCGGUUAGGUCUUGGUGGACCUGGGCUUAGCGAUGAUGCUAGCGUCCUACCUGUUCCAUCUCAUGUUGUCUUACAUCACUUGUGUACCAGUGCAAUUCGCAAUGGUGUCCUGGCCGUCGGUAGCACCACACGAUAUCGCACGAAGUAUCUCACGACCAUCUAUUAUAAACCUACAUGAUGAUUUUACGAUUUAUCUUGCCUUUCCGGCGGAUGCCUUUGAUUCGGUGGCACAACGAUUCGACAAUUUAUAGAACCGACGUGCUAUCUCGAUAGCCCUCUUUUGUCGAGACGCCGUCGUACACAGUCGCUGAUCCAUU